AUGUGUUACUUGGAUGAUGAUUCCCUCAAUCUUGGAGAAUGGUAUUUGGAAUUCAACAAUUUCCAGAGAGCCAUGAAACUUUACUAUCAAGGCCGGAAUUUUUCACUACUAAACAUUCUGUUUAAUGAUACCCAAACUGAACUGGGUGUUCUUACUCACUGCGCACAACAACGAAAAGUAGUCGUGCGAAUUGUGGAAACAACUCGUACCUUUAUACUUCGCGAACAAAUGAUAUAUUUGAUUCCAGCAGCUAAACCGCCUUCAACAUCUAAUGUAAUUUCUUGGUACCCUGAUAUAUGCGCUCAUUUUCCUUUUGAAUUUGAAUACAAUUUUCGAGAACGCCGCCUUCGAUAUCAGGCCGACGAUGCUGAAGAUUUUGAAUGGUACAAAAUUGUCUGGGGCACCUUCACAAGUUGUAAAUACUGCAUGACUGAAUUUCGAGUCGACACCAUGGAUAUGGGAGAGGAGGGCGAAGCAUUUGUUGUUACGAGAUGGCAAAACUUGGGACAAGCUCAGUCGCCUUUGGAUGAAAAUUAG
Sclerotinia trifoliorum is the source of this 537-nucleotide messenger RNA. The record is from the annotation of a GenBank genome assembly. NCBI's taxonomy places the organism in Eukaryota, Fungi, Ascomycota, Leotiomycetes, Helotiales, Sclerotiniaceae.